This is a messenger RNA of Oldenlandia corymbosa var. corymbosa, 4146 nucleotides long. Lineage: Eukaryota; Viridiplantae; Streptophyta; Magnoliopsida; Gentianales; Rubiaceae. The record is from the annotation of a GenBank genome assembly.
AUGAAGCGUAUGAGGGAUGAUGGUUUUCCCAACCCUUCUUUUAAGCGCCCAUUUGGUGCCUCCCGUGAAUCCUUCGGGCAGCCUCAGGCUCCUGGUGGAAGUGGAGGAGUGGGUGGCGGUGGUACUGGUGGAAGUGCUGCAGGCGGUGGUGGCAGUGGGGGUGGUGGAGGUAGUGCAACAAAGCUUACAACAAAGGAUGCUCUAACAUAUCUAAAAGAAGUUAAGGACAUGUUUCAAGAUCAGAGGGAAAAAUAUGACAUGUUCCUUGACGUCAUGAAGGAUUUUAAGGCUCAAAGAAUCGAUACGACGGGUGUCAUUGCCCGGGUUAAAGAUCUAUUCAAAGGGCAUCCAAACUUGAUUCUCGGUUUUAAUACAUUCUUGCCUAAGGGUUAUGAAAUAACCCUGAAUGAGGAAGAAGAGGCUCCACCGAAGAGGACAGUUGAAUUUGAAGAGGCUAUAACUUUUGUUAACAAGAUCAAGAAACGGUUUGAAAGUGACGAUCACGUCUACAAAUCUUUUCUUGAUAUUUUGAAUAUGUAUCGGAAGGAACACAAGGGCAUUAGCGAGGUCUACCAAGAGGUUGCAGCACUUUUUGAGGACCACCCAGAUUUGCUGGACGAAUUCACAAGAUUUUUGCCUGAUAAUUCUGGCACGGCAACAUUACCUAAUACUUCUUUUGGCAGACCUUCUUUUCAGCGCUAUGAUGAAAGAAGCUCAGCAGUGCCUCCUGCUCUGCGUCAGUCCCAGGUUGAUAAGCAACGUUUUCGCCGGGAUAGAAUCGGUGGUUCCCAUCCUGAACGGGAUCUUAGCGUAGAGCGUCCUGAUACAGAUGAUGAUAAAACCAUGGUGAGAUUGCAUAAAGAGCCGAAGAAGCGAGUUGAUAGGGACAGUAGAGAUAGGAGAAACCGUGAUCAAGAUUAUAGAGAGCCUGAUAACGAAAAUAAUGGAGAUAUGAGUAUGCAUCGGGGUGCUGACAAAAAGAAAAUCGCGCGUAAGGUUGAUGAUUUUGGAGGAGCUACAGGUUCAGUUUCUUAUGAUGAUAAAGACUCCUUAAAGAGCAUUUAUAGCCAAGAGUUCUCUUUUUGUGAAAAAGUGAAGGAGAGGUUACGGAAUCAGGAGGAUUACCAGGCUUUCUUGAAGUGUCUCCAUAUUUACAGCACAGAAAUAAUCACAAGGAAAGAAUUGCAGAGUUUGGUUGCUGAUUUACUUGGAAAGUUUCCUGAUCUUAUGGACGGGUUUAAUGAUUUUUUAGAGCGUUGUGAAAAAAUUGAUGGAUUUCUUGGGGUGAUGAGCAAAAAGUCUUUGUGGAAUGAGGGUCACGCUUCAAAAACGUUGAAGUUGGAGGACAAAGACAGAGAACAUAAGCGUGACAUAGAAGCAGCGAAAGAAAAAGAUCGAUACAAGGAGAAGUACUGGGGAAAAUCUAUUCAAGAGCUAGACCUCUCAAACUGCCAGCGGUGCACUCCUAGUUACCGGCUUCUUCCCGAGGAUUAUCCAAUCCCUUCAGCGAGUCAGAGGUCUGAGCUUGGUGUCCAAGUAUUAAAUGACCAUUGGGUGUCUGUAACAUCAGGGAGUGAGGAUUACUCUUUCAAACACAUGCGUAGAAACCAGUAUGAAGAAAGUCUCUUUAGAUGUGAAGAUGAUAGAUUUGAGCUUGAUAUGUUAUUGGAGUCUGUCGGGUCAGCUGCAAAGCGUGCAGAAGAUUUGUUGAAUGGCAUUAAUGAUAACACAAUUGGUGCUGAUGGUCCUAUUCGCAUUGAUGAGCAUUUCACAGCCCUUAAUAUAAGAUGCAUUGAACGGCUUUAUGGUGACCAUGGCUUGGAUGUGAUGGAUAUUUUACGUAAAAAUCCAUCUCUUGCCUUGCCUGUGAUAUUGACUCGCCUAAAGCAGAAGCAGGAGGAAUGGACCAAGUGCCGCUUGGAUUUUAACAAAGUUUGGGCCGAAAUUUAUGCAAAGAAUCAUUACAAGUCACUUGAUCACCGUAGCUUCUACUUCAAGCAACAAGAUUCCAAGAACUUGAGCACUAAAUCCUUGGUCAUGGAAAUCAAAGAGAUUAAGGAGAAAAAGCAGAAGGAGGAUGACGUACUUCUUUCCAUCUCUGCAGGAAGCAGACAUCCCAUAGUUCCAAAUCUUGAAUUUGAAUUUCCUGAUAAUGAGAUCCAUGAAGAUUUGUACAAACUUAUAAAAUAUUCAUGUGAAGAAGUCUGCUCUACUAAAGAGCAAUUAAAUAAAGUUAUGAGGCUUUGGACGACCUUCCUAGAGGUGAUAUUAGAUGUUCCGUCUCGGUCUCGUGGUGCAGAAGUUAUGGAAGAUGAAAUAGUAUCUCAGCAUUGCACAAUCAAAGGAACUGGGACAAGUGUAGCUGAAAGUGAUGGAAGCCCAACUGUUGAUGCUACUAUGACUAACUCCAAGCAAUCAAAACCUGUCGGUAAUGGAGAAGCCGAUACUUCCCCACCAGGGAACUCUGGCAGAAUUGGCUUCACGAAUGGUGAUGCUUUAUCUAAAGAAGAUGGAUUAUCUGUGGCUUCUAAUGAGCGGUUAGCUACAUCCGAAGCAGCAAUUGUGACAGGACCAGAUGCAACACAAGGAAGAGUCAAUAUGGAAAUGUCAUCAGGACGUGGCGGAACAUCUUCACGCCCUGCUAAUGCUGGUGGUCCUGGUGUAGUAGAUGAUAAUCAUGCUCCAAAGACAAAUAUGGGCGAUAGUCUUUCCUCAGAGGGAGGCGAUGCUUCAAGAUUGAUGGCAUUGGCUAAUGGUGGGGUUGCUGAAGGUUCCAGAUCCAGUGGAUAUAACAAGGAAUCUGUUGAUCCAUCUAAAAAUGAGAAAGAGGAGGGAGAAUUGUCCCCGAACGGGGACUUUGAGGAGGACAAUUUUGUUGCCCAUCGUGAAGGUGGCUCACAAGGCAUAGCUAGCACUACUCAUGGUGACGAAAAUAUGCAAUAUCCUAAUGGUGGAGCUGAAGAGAAUGGUUGUCAGGAUGGUGCAGGCGAAAAUGAUGCAGACGCAGAUGAUGAAGACAGUGAAAAUGCUUCUGAAGCUGGUGAAGAUGUUUCAGGCAGUGAAUCUGCGGCUGAUGAGUGCUCACGGGAAGAGAAUGAGGAAGAGGAAGAUGGAGAACAUGAUGAUCUUGAUGGCAAGGGUGAGAGUGAAGGUGAGGUUGAAGGAGGUGAUGCUCAUUUUGUUGGGGGAGACGCAAUCCCAACAUCGGAGAGGUUUCUGCUGAAUUCAAAGCCUCUAACAAAGCAUGUACCUUUAGUUUCGGACAAUAAUGAGAGGACAAGCUCGCGGAUUUUUUACGGAAAUGAUUCUUUCUAUGUGCUUUUCAGGCUUCAUCAAAUGUUGUAUGAAAGGUUGUUAUCCGCUAAGCAGAACUCAGCAUCAUCUGAACUGAAAUGGAGAAAUGCAAAGGAUUCUGAUACCGAUCCCUAUGCCAGUUUCAUGAGUGCAUUGUAUAGUUUGCUUGAUGGAUCUGCUGACAAUGCUAAGUUUGAGGAUGAUUGCCGAUCCAUUAUUGGGAAUCAGUCUUAUGUCCUUUUUACUUUGGACAAGUUAAUAUACAAGUUGGUCAAGCAGCUUCAAAGCGUUUCAAGUGAUGAGCUGGACAACAAGCUACUUCAGUUAUAUGAAUAUGAAAAAUCACGGAAGCCUGACAAGUUUGUUGACUCUGUGUAUUAUGAGAAUUCACAUGUCCUCCUUUAUGAAGAGAACAUAUACCGGUUUGAGUGUACGUCUUCUCCCACCCGGUUGUCCAUCCAACUGAUGGAUGAUGGAAGUGAAAAGUCCGAGGUGGUUGCAGUUUCCAUAGAUCCAAAUUUUGCAGCCUAUCUGUACAAUGAUUACCUUUCAAUCGGUCAUGGUAAAAGGGAGUCAUCUGCUGUUAUGCUGAAAAGAAAUAAGCGUAAAUACGCUGAUCCUGAUGAGGAUUCUGCCCUUUGCACGGCCAUGGAAACUGUUCGACUGUGGAAUGGUUUGGAGUGUAAGAUGUCUGCCACCUCAUCAAAGAUUUCAUAUGUCCUUGAUACCGAGGAUUUCUUUGUCCGCGUUGGAAGGAAAAGGAAGAAUGGACCAGGGAGCAGUUCUGACCAUCCAAGGGUGAAAAAGUUUAACCAAUAUUUGGAGGCUAUGAAGGAAGAACGGUCCUCUUGA